Messenger RNA from Colias croceus (clouded yellow), 2236 nucleotides. RefSeq names its product serine/threonine-protein kinase tricornered (gene trc). The record is from RefSeq and is a predicted model, not a curated record. Gene Ontology annotation, molecular function: ATP binding; protein serine/threonine kinase activity. The coding region runs from base 397 to 1788 and encodes 463 amino acids. The transcript is spliced from 11 exons. Gene Ontology annotation, biological process: intracellular signal transduction; peptidyl-serine phosphorylation. Lineage: Eukaryota; Metazoa; Arthropoda; Insecta; Lepidoptera; Pieridae.
UUCUUUGUGCAAUUUCUUCGGGUCGCUCGUGUAAAAUCCCGUUAUUUCGCUUUCGUAAUUCGUUUAACAAAGGCUGUAACAAUUUGCGACGGUGGAGUGAUUUGUGUUGAUCACGACACGGGACGCUGGCGACUGCGUGUGGUUCAGUAACACCGUGUUAAAAUAAAAUAUUGUGAUACUAUUUUAUCGAUUCACCUUCUUCAACAUAUUGUUUUUAUGCUGUUUAUUUAUUAGUGCUGCUCGGUGACCCGGGAGCCAGCAGCAGAAUUUUUGUGUGGAAGUGCAACUCAAGACUGAGCCGUGUCUUGGGGAAAAAUAAACCCGGGCACUACGGUGGCCCCAGAAACACCCGCACCAGCACCCCAACCACCAGAUGCUGUUGCAGGGGUGCUGGAGAUGACGGGCACGGAUAAUAUCCGCUUUAGCGGUCACACUCUAGACAAGGCCACUAAAGCAAAAGUCACGCUAGAGAACUUCUAUACGAAUCUCAUUUCACAGCACUAUGAGAGAAAGCAAAGACUGGAGAAGCUGGAGGAGUCUCUUAAAGAUGAGAGUCUCACAGAGAGCCAGAAGCAGGAGAAGCGCCAGCAACACGCUCAAAAGGAGACGGAGUUCCUUAGGCUCAAGCGUUCUAGACUUGGGGUUGAGGACUUUGAGCCUUUGAAGGUGAUAGGUAGAGGGGCGUUUGGCGAAGUGCGGCUAGUGCAGAAGAAGGAUACGGGACAUGUGUACGCUAUGAAAAUACUCAGGAAGGCGGAUAUGCUGGAAAAAGAACAAGUAGCCCACGUCCGAGCAGAAAGAGACAUCCUCGUAGAAGCGGACCACCAAUGGGUCGUGAAGAUGUACUACAGUUUUCAAGACCCCAUGAACCUGUACCUCAUCAUGGAGUUCCUCCCUGGAGGUGACAUGAUGACGCUCCUCAUGAAAAAGGACACCCUGAGCGAAGAAUGCGCGCAGUUCUAUGUCGCUGAAACGGCGCUGGCGAUCGAUAGUAUACAUAAACUUGGAUUCAUACAUAGGGACAUAAAACCAGACAACCUCCUACUAGACGCGCGCGGGCACAUCAAGUUAAGCGACUUCGGCCUUUGCACGGGCCUCAAGAAGAGCCAUCGUACCGACUUCUACAGAGAUCUCUCCAGAGCGACACCUUCGGAUUUCAUCUAUUUCCCAGUAUCGACGUCCUCCUCGGCGAUGGACUCCAAGCGGCGGGCAGAGUCGUGGAAGAGGAACAGGCGUGCGCUAGCGUACUCUACAGUGGGCACACCGGAUUAUAUAGCGCCUGAAGUGUUCCUGCAGACGGGAUAUGGACCGCAGGCCGAUUGGUGGAGCUUGGGCGUUAUUAUGUACGAAAUGUUAAUCGGAUAUCCGCCAUUUUGUUCCGAGUCACCGCAGGAAACCUACAGAAAGGUGAUGUCCUGGCGGGAGUCGCUAACGUUCCCGCCGGAGAUACCGAUCAGCGAAGAGGCUAGAGAGACGAUACUGCGCUUCUGCUCUGAACCCGAUCGGAGGCUAGGCUCCCAGCGCGGUAUAGAGGACGUCAAAUCGGUGUCCUUCUUCCGCGGCGUAGACUGGAACCACGUACGCGAACGACCAGCCGCCAUCUCGGUGGACGUCCGGUCCAUAGACGACACGUCCAACUUCGACGACUUCCCAGAUGUCAAGCUUGAGAUACCAUCAGCGCCCAUCACCCAAGACGGCGAGGUCGCGUACAAGGACUGGGUGUUCAUCAACUACACGUUCAAGCGCUUCGAGGGGCUCACACAACGAGGCACGCCCACAAAGAAGUGAUGACACACACACUGAGCUUAUUCCCAGAAAAAUAUAUAUCUUUUCCACCCCAGAAAAAAUGUCCGUCAACUUUUCUUGGACCUCCCAGAAAAAUAUUGCCUAAACUUUCCAUUGGACCUCCCAGAUAAAAAUGUCCCUAAACUUUUUUACCCCAGAAAAUAAUAUGUCCCAGAACUUUUUCCCUUGGACUUGGAAUGUCCCCAAAACUUCGCCACUAACGUGCACACGAACUUACAUACUCAUAGCAGUUCCUUAAGCGAUUUCACUAGGAAACUUCUAGACGUAAACCUACAUAUAAGUAACGUGUUUGUGUAUUGAGAAAAGUAAGGUAUGGAUUUCUAUGAACCGUCUUCGGAAUACUAGUUAUAUUUUUCUGGUCAGUCUGGUCUAUGUAUGUUCGGUUUUGUUGGAUGUAUUGAACAAUUCUAUAGUACAUUUAUUUAAUAUU